AUGUUUUUCAAAACGCGCACCCUUCCUUGCCUUGCCCAGGACUGAAGAAAAAUUCUGCUCCUUUCGCGCUCACCCUCUUUUCCAAGUCUUCCUUCCUUCAGCGUCGCCUCUCGCUCUCCGCUCCUGCAACUACUCCAUGGCUCCCUCGAUGAAGAUCGUGUUUGGGCUCCUCACAUUUGUCACAGUCGGAAUGAUUAUAGGUGCUCUCUCUCAAUUAGCAUUCAUACGAAAGUUAGAAGACUCAUAUGGCACGGAAUCUCUGGCAUAUAGAAGAUUGAGUGGAUUUCAGGGUGAUGGUUAUCUUAAGUUGCCCAGAGGUCUACCUUUUUGGAAUGAUGACAAGGAAGCAGAAGCCUUGCGUCUGGGAUAUGUGAAACCUGAAGUGCUUAGCUGGUCACCGCGGAUUAUUUUACUACAUAACUUUCUGAGCAUGGAGGAAUGUGAUUAUCUUAGGGCUAUAGCCCUCCCUCGCCUUCAUGUUUCAACAGUGGUGGAUGCAAAAACGGGGAAGGGAAUCAAGAGUGAUGUCAGGACAAGCUCUGGUAUGUUUCUGAGUGCUGAAGAGAGAAAAUAUCCCAUGAUACAAGCAAUUGAAAAGCGAAUUUCCAUCUAUUCUCAAGUACCAGUUGAAAAUGGAGAGCUAAUGCAAGUUCUAAGGUAUGAGAAGAAUCAGUAUUACAAACCCCAUCAUGACUAUUUUUCUGAUACUUUCAACUUGAAGCGUGGGGGCCAGCGAAUAGCAACAAUGCUUAUGUAUUUAAGUGAUAAUGUUGAGGGAGGAGAAACAUAUUUCCCAAUGGCUGGUUCGGGCCAGUGUAGUUGUGGGGGGAAAAUUGUCCAAGGACUUUCCGUUAAACCAAUCAAAGGAAAUGCAGUGCUGUUCUGGAGUAUGGGAUUGGAUGGACAAUCGAGUCCAAGCAGUGUGCAUGGGGGGUGUGAAGUUCUCUCUGGUGAGAAGUGGUCGGCCACCAAGUGGAUGAGACAGAGAGCUCAUGUGUGAAUAUAGUGAUUUAGCAAUCACCAUCUCAUCCAAUUUACAUGGGGCUCCCCAUUACUGGGUUUUUCCCCUGUUGUUACUUGUUCUUAUCCCAAGAAAAAGAAAAAAUAGUCAUUGUGGUGGUGAAACAUUCAUAGUAAUACUAGUAAUUAAAUUAAUAAUGAAGUUAGGCUGUUGAACUCUAUAUAAUUGAUGGCUGUGGGCAGUAAUUAGUUGGUCCCACGACAGUGAAAAACGUCGUCAUUUGAACAUCCUUGAUUACCGACAUGAAUAUGCAUGUAGAAGCAAUCUUAGUGGUUA
This is a messenger RNA of Neltuma alba, 1297 nucleotides long. RefSeq names its product prolyl 4-hydroxylase 1. Gene Ontology annotation, molecular function: procollagen-proline 4-dioxygenase activity; iron ion binding; L-ascorbic acid binding. The record is from RefSeq and is a predicted model, not a curated record. Gene Ontology annotation, biological process: peptidyl-proline hydroxylation to 4-hydroxy-L-proline. Bases 137 to 1000 code for a protein of 287 amino acids. Lineage: Eukaryota; Viridiplantae; Streptophyta; Magnoliopsida; Fabales; Fabaceae. The transcript has 12 exons. Gene Ontology annotation, cellular component: endoplasmic reticulum.